UUUGAAUGAAGAUGAUGAAGAGAUGGCAGAAGUAAACGUAGUAGUUAAUCAAAACGAAAUUGAGUUGGAAGAAGCCCACUUGCAUAGCUUAAUUGACAAUGAGAUCGCAUUUGGGUUCAGGAGGGCUGAAGAUUUGGUCAUUGACGACUGGGUUCAAGAAGCUCGCUUGCAAGCUAUCACAUGGGUUCAAACAAGAACAAGAGCUCUUGGGUUUCAUCCCAGAACAGCAUAUUUGGCCAUCACAUACUUUGAUCGGUUCAUUUCCCUGCAAGCCAUCCCAGAAAAAAAAAGGGCUGCUUUCGUUAGAGUGAUUUCAGUGGCAUGUCUAUUAUUGGCUGCAAAGAUGGAGGAGAUGAACCGCCCACCACUUUCACAAUACACAAUCCAAUUCCAAGGCGGAAGUAUUAAGAAAAUGGAGCUUCUGGUAUUGGUAGUCUUGAAAUGGGAGAUGAAUUUAAUCACACCCUUUGCGUUUCUUGAUAACUUCAUCUCAAAGUUGUGCCAAGAAUCUCCACCAGGUCUAAAAUCCGGGAUUGAACAACGGCUCCUUUCCAUAAUGACAGAGAUUCAUUUAAUGCAUCAUCGACCAUCUGCCAUAGCAGCUGCCGCCACCUUGAUGGCAGUGGAUCAGAACUUAGCACAAGAAGCAUUGGAAGCCAAGAUAACAUCCAUUCCUGAAUUGUACUUCCUGGAAAUUGAAGCUGUGUAUUCAUAUUACACGAUAAUGCAGGUGCCAUAGACGAAUUAACCUAAAGAAUUUG
Messenger RNA from Prunus dulcis (almond), 761 nucleotides. RefSeq names its product cyclin-D5-1-like. Gene Ontology annotation, molecular function: cyclin-dependent protein serine/threonine kinase regulator activity. Lineage: Eukaryota; Viridiplantae; Streptophyta; Magnoliopsida; Rosales; Rosaceae. The transcript is spliced from 5 exons. The record is from RefSeq and is a predicted model, not a curated record. Gene Ontology annotation, biological process: regulation of cyclin-dependent protein serine/threonine kinase activity; mitotic cell cycle phase transition. Bases 23 to 739 code for a protein of 238 amino acids. Gene Ontology annotation, cellular component: cytoplasm; nucleus; cyclin-dependent protein kinase holoenzyme complex.